This is a messenger RNA of Trichoderma atroviride IMI 206040, 1473 nucleotides long. Lineage: Eukaryota; Fungi; Ascomycota; Sordariomycetes; Hypocreales; Hypocreaceae. The record is from RefSeq and is a predicted model, not a curated record.
GUCUCCCUUCAACCUCGAGACCUGCGCUCGCCCCAACAUCCUCGCCCUGCAACCCUACCGUUGCGCUCGAGAGUCAGUUCUCCUCAAUCUCAAAUCAAACAUACAUCAUAGCUAACAUGCAAAACAGUGACUACAAAGACGACGGCACAAACAUCCUCCUCGACGCAAACGAAAACGCCUUUGGCCCCUCCCUCGACGCAGCCUCCAUAGCCGCCUACUCCUCCUCCUCCCAAUCAAACGACAACAACAGCCAAGGCAUCGACCCCCUCGGCCUCCACCGCUACCCAGACCCUCACCAGCUCGACCUCAAACAGCUCCUCUGCACCCUGCGCAACACCCACGCCCACACCGAAAAGACGCUCACCCCGGCCAACCUCUUCGUCGGCGUCGGCAGCGACGAGGCCAUCGACGCCCUGCUGCGCUGCUUCUGCGUCCCCGGCAAGGACCGCAUCCUGACAUGCCCCCCGACAUACGGCAUGUACGCCGUCUCCGCGCAGGUCAACGACGUGGCCAUUGCAAAAGUGCCGCUGCUGCCCGCGCCCACGUUCGGCCUCGACGUGCCCGCCAUCUCCGCCGCGCUCUCGGCCGACCCGUCCAUCAAGAUUGCCUACCUCUGCUCGCCGGGCAACCCCACCGGCUCGCUGCUGGCAAAGGCCGACGUCGUCGCGCUGCUCAACCACCCGACGUGGAACGGCGUCAUCGUCCUUGACGAGGCCUACAUCGACUUUGCGCCCGACAACGCCUCCCUCGCCGAGCUGGUGGCCGAGUACCCCAACCUCGUCGUCAUGCAGACCCUCUCAAAGGCCUUUGGCAUGGCCGGCAUCCGCCUCGGCGUGGCAUUUGCCCCCGCGCCCAUCGCCACGCUGCUCAACAGCCUCAAGGCGCCGUACAACAUCUCCAGCCCGACCAGCGCCCUCGCCCACUCCGCCGUCAGCGCGCAGGGCCUCUCCGUCAUGGAGUCCAACAGGGCCAAGAUCAUUGCCCAGCGCGACAGAAUCAUCAAGGAGAUUGCCUCGAUUCCCGGCGUGGGUCGUCUUCGCGGUGGCACCGAGAGCAAUUUCCUCUUGUUCGAGAUGCUCAAUGCGCAGGGCCAGCCGGAUAACGCCGUUGCGCUGGCGGCGUACGAGAAGCUCGCCGAGACAAAGGGCGUGGUUGUUCGCUUCAGAGGCAAGGAGCAUGGAUGCUUGGGAUGCUUGAGAAUCACGGUUGGCACAGAAGAGGAAGUGACGAGAUUUUUGGCAGCGCUGAAGAAGACGUUGGAAGAGGUAAGAGCGUAGAUGAAAAUAUGUGCGUAGACGUUGUAAGAGAUGGAAUGAAAAAAAAAGCGGUCUUCAAGAUAAACGGAAAAAAAAAAGGACUACACGGAUACCAUUGGCAUGUUACAUAUAGAGAGUAAAAAGAAAUAGUCAAGGGCGAUUUGAAAUGAUAUAAAAAUUUCUAUAUCCGUAUAUAUCAAGAAAAGUCGUCAAUUCG